Messenger RNA from Effrenium voratum, 1832 nucleotides. NCBI's taxonomy places the organism in Eukaryota, Dinophyceae, Suessiales, Symbiodiniaceae. The record is from the annotation of a GenBank genome assembly.
CUUGGAGACAGCACGCGCGGAGCCGUGGCGGGGAAAUCCAUGCCAUGGCGCGAAUGCUCGUGCCGCUGCAUGCUCCACAAGAGUCGCCCUUCAAGCUUCCAGCGAGUGGCGAUUCAUACUGACCAGGAGCAAAGGAGUUCCCCGCUGGAGCGAUGGAACCGGCUCAUGAACUCAGGGCCUCUUGCUCGGUGACCAUCGGUCGCCGGCCGACCAACACACUGGUGUGCAACGACAUCUCGGUGAGCGGAAAGCACUGCGAGCUCUUAAUCGAGGACGGUACGCUGAGAGUUUCUGAUUGGAGCACAAACGGCACCUACAUCAACGACGAGCGCAUCUCCAAAGGCGAUGCUGCGGUGCUGCGGGUUGGCGAUGUGCUGUCUCUGACGAAGCCGCAUCCGCCAGGCGCACAGGACGGCACUGUGGAGCCCCCGCCGCCACGGGUGCAGUUCCGAGUGUCGGAAGGUCUGGAGAGCUUCUCUCCGGCUCCGAAGCCUCCCGCGCGCGCAGCCACCACCGCGGAGGGCUUUGCGCACGACCUGCUAAUGCAGGAACAGCAGUGCAAAGCGAAGAUCACCGGUGAGCUUCUGCUGGCCCGGCGGCGUCUGGAUGAGGAGCGCUCCAAGAGCGAGGCCAUGACCAGGGACCUCCGCAAGGCCAAGGCGGCCUUGGACGAAGAGCGGCGCCGCCGCGGCGGCGCCGCGGAGGCCCGGGAUGCCCUGCGCGCGGAGGUGGGGAGGCUCAAAGACUGCCGCCACCAACUGCCGGAGAUGCGGUCCACCCAGGAGUCCUUGCAGCAAAAGCACGAGGCCUUGGAGAUCGAGCUCACUACCCAGGCCCAGAAGGCCUGUGCCUUGGAGAGCGCGGUGCAGAGAUUGCGGGAAGAACUGGAGGAGCUGCAGGGCACAUCGGGCAGCAACCAGCUCGAGACAGCGCAGGAGACACUGCGCCAGGCCCAAGAGGAAGCCGCACGCCUAGAGCUGUCUGUCGCGGAGGCCCAGAAGCGCGCGGAAGGCGGGCAGAAGGAGGUGGAGCGUCUGCAGCAGGAAUUGAGCGCGGAGCGGGCUCGCAAGGAACGCCUGGAGGAUCGGCAGGCGCUGCUGAGCGGUGAGCUGGACCGGGCCGGGCGCGGCGGCGCCAGCGGGCAGGAGCUCCUCGCCAAGGCGAGGCAAGAGAUCCAAGGCCUGGAGGAGCGAGUGGCCAGGUGCCGCGGGGAAGCGGAGACCCAGCGGGGCCUUUCCGCCAGCGCGCGGGCGCGGCAGCAAGAGGCGCUGAAGAGCGCUGAGCAGCUGCGGGAGGCCUGCGUGCGCUUUGCAGAAGCCGUGCAGAAUUGUACAGAGAAGUGGGUGCAGGGCUUGGACGAGACACCGGCCGCGGCACCAAAGGAGGAGAAGGCCGCCGCUGCGCAGACGAAGGGGGCGGAAGCACCCGCCGUGGCCAUCGCGACAGCCGUGGCCACCGCGACAGCUGUGGCCAACGCGGCAGCCGCUGGGGCCAACGCGGCAGCCGCCGGGGCCAACGCGGCAGCCGCCGGGGCCAACGCGGCAGCCGAUAGGGCCAAUGUAGGAGCCGAGGUGGUGGACACUGCCGCCUCCCAGGCAUCCUCGCCCAGUCAGCCGCCGCCGGUGCCGCCGCCGGAGUCGUCUCCAGAAGGGGCCAGACCAGCGCCGGCGCAGAUGAACCCGCAGCGCCAGUGGAGCGUGGCGGUUCUCGGAGGUACAGCAGAGGCUGACAGUCUGGGCGUUCUGUUGGACAGCCCAAGCUCUAAGCGACGCCGCGUGUCUGUACACUAGCUUUUGCCGGCGCAAGGAGGCAGUUGCGAAGCCUGGCGGACA